UAGAGGACAACUUCUAGAGAUGGCUCAAGAGGACCCGAGAGAGACGUCCCAACAGACGGAAGAGAAGCGCACCAUGAACCAGGCUUCUCCCGCUGUUAUCGAGAUUCAUGACUCUACGACUGAAUGUGAGGAAGAGACGAGAACCAGUCCAGUGCAGAUGGAGGAGAAGGCUUUUGUGUCCAGUCUGCACUCUUUCAUGAAGGAAAAAGGUUCACCUAUAGAGAGGAUCCCACAUCUGGGCUUCAAACAGAUUAAUCUUUGGAGGAUCUACAAAGCCGUUGAGAAACGUGGAGGCUACGAUUUGGUGACGACACAGCGUCUUUGGAAGAAAGUGUAUGACGAGCUGGGAGGAAGUCCGGGAAGCACCAGUGCUGCUACAUGCACUCGUAGGCACUAUGAGAGGCUCGUGCUGCCAUUUGAAAGACACGUUAAAGGAGAGGAGGACAAACCUCUGCCCCCAAGCAAACCACGGAAGCCGUACAAGAGAAACUUGGAUGGGAAGAUUAAAAAAGUAGAGCUGAAGAGAAAAAGGAGUCAGUCGGAUAGAGAGAUGGAUUCUGAGACCCAGAGGAGUCCAGUGGCCGACUGCCAAGGUGAACCAGUGAUUCAUCCUCACCCUGCUCUCUGGGCUGCUGCAUCUGACAGAAAAUAUCCAGACUGCUCUCAGCCAAUCAGAGCCCCCACUGAUCUUUGCACUUCUGUCUACGCCCUUCUCCCAGUGUCCACAUCUAAUCCUUGGACUGCUCACAUCCCUUCUGCUGCUGCUGCAGAGGUCAUCUCUCCUCUGGAGAAAAAAAAACGCAUGGCUCAGGCCAGCUUGAAUUUGCCCCCGAGUCCACAGAGCGAGGAUAAAGAAAGGCCCUCGGUCAUCCGCUGCUCCCAGUCUCCAGCCCGGGCUUCUUCCAGCCACAAGUGCAGCUCCUCCGAUGAUGGCUCCCCGCUGCCUUUAUCCUCCUCCUCUUCCCGCAGCCCCUCCCCUCUCUCCGUGUCCUCGGAGGAUGAACCAACAGGGAAUGAAGAUAAGCCUGCAUCAAGCUCAAAGCUGAGCCAAAACUGUUGUAGCUCUGUUACAUCCAACCGUGGUGAGGACAAUGAGUCUGUGAGCUGUACUCAGGUGUCAAAAGACUCUGCACGACCAAAUAAGCACAUCUCUCAGGUCAGCUCCCAAUCACUAAACGCUGACUCAAUAAAAAGCCAAAUUAAAGAUCGGGAACAAGUCCACAAAGUGGGUAGCAAAUAUUUCACCCAUCCUUUCCAGUCGACUCCUUCCUCCAGUUUUACCAAAGUGAUUCCAAAAUCGGUGCAGCUUCUGCGGCCUGCUCCCAUGUGGCCGAGUUAUAAAAUCCACCAGGGCAGGUUGGUGCACCAGGACGGCCAUCAGAGUCAUGCCAAGAAGCUGAGCAACGUGGUUCCACGGGUUUAUCCGACAGAGAAGAGGGAGAAAUCCAGGGCGAUGCUACAGAAAAGUCCUGUCUCUCAGCAGAGUGUGUCCCAGGCCACCUCCUCCCUGCCGGUGCUGUGCGUCCUGUCCAGCUACGACAAAUCAGGGAGAGACUCUCGGCAUCCGCCUCCAUUCCACCCUGUGUUUCUCCCCAACAGAAUGAGACUGCCACAGUCCCAGCUGAUGUACCGUCAUAUACCAGUGGGUCCAGCUCCCUCUGCUCUAGCUGGCUCUUUUGUUUAUCCUUAUCCUUACCCUGUUCCACUGUUACACCACCCUCACACCGGAUACAACCUGCCUGCCAUGAAUCCAAGUUAUCCUCGCAAGCUGUGAUAUUUCAAUUACAGUCACUUCACACAUUUGCACAUGUGUUUAAAGUAUACAAACUUUAAUGACAUGUAUUUAUGAAUAUGACAAAUUCACAGUAGACUUCUGAAACACAGCAGUUUCAAUUAAAGAUAAAGAUUUUCUUCCUUGUUUGUCGUCACUUGCAUAAUUUCAAUACUUUUGAAACUAAGAACUUUGUUUUCUGUUCCUCAUUGUACUGUAC
Molecule: messenger RNA, 1991 nt
Organism: Limanda limanda (common dab)
Lineage: Eukaryota; Metazoa; Chordata; Actinopteri; Pleuronectiformes; Pleuronectidae
Gene: arid5a
Product: AT-rich interactive domain 5A
Exons: 7
Coding region: 20-1774 (584 amino acids)
Biological process (GO): regulation of transcription by RNA polymerase II
Cellular component (GO): nucleus
Molecular function (GO): transcription cis-regulatory region binding
Source: RefSeq, a predicted model, not a curated record